Messenger RNA from Rhipicephalus sanguineus (brown dog tick), 4803 nucleotides. RefSeq lists its product as uncharacterized. The transcript has 10 exons. The record is from RefSeq and is a predicted model, not a curated record. Gene Ontology annotation, biological process: regulation of DNA-templated transcription. NCBI's taxonomy places the organism in Eukaryota, Metazoa, Arthropoda, Arachnida, Ixodida, Ixodidae. Gene Ontology annotation, molecular function: protein binding. The coding region runs from base 317 to 1648 and encodes 443 amino acids.
GGUAGGAGCAUUUUUUUUCGGUGGAGUUUUUUCAUCGUUCUGCGCUUGGAGGCAGUGGCAAAAUCUGACGGUGGUCUUCUGGUGUCCGACAUCGGUGCUGCAUGUCGCUACGGACCGCAUCGCCCCGUUUGGUGUGUGUGUUUGUGGACGGGUGUCUCGCGGGUGUGCGCGGCCGGUCGGCCUGUACCGCUUACGCGGAUUCCUGACGGAUUUCUAGAAGAACGAGCACAUCGCGGUCGGCGGAUCGCGAUAACACAGGAGUGAGCCGUCGGCGGCGGAGUCAGUGGGCGAGGAGGCCAGCACCUCAGAGGCGACCAUGAUCAGCCGGCGGAAGAUCCUCUCCCGGUCCCGGGACGAGUUGAACGUGGACUUUACCGUCGAUGACGAAGAGGACGUCUGGUACCAGAAGGAGAAGCUCUUCAAGGACCACAUUCAGGAGGUGCUGAACAAAUGGGGCCAAAUCGACGACGAAAUAUGGGCCAAGAUCAUCUGCAUGGAACGCAACCGGCGCGUCGCAAAGGCGUACGCCCGCGCAUCUGUUCUCACCAUCAACGGUUCGAACGAGGGCUUCGAUGGGUACAGGAUCGGCCUCUGCGGCUUCGACAACCCGAUGCGGGACCCUAGGACCGAGGAAUUAAAGAAACAAAUCGGCCACGGAGUGAAAAUCAAGAUGGACGAGGCGGGCAACAUCAUGAUCAAGCGUGCCAGCAAGAGCAACGUCUACAUCAAGGAGAUCUCGGGCGGCGAGAAUAACAGCGUCAGUGCCGACAUCAUCCGCAACAACGGCCUCCUGGAAUACGAUAAGCCCGUCAAGCUGUUCGACAUCAAGAAGUUCCAGCAGAACGUGUCCCGCGAGCUGAAGCGUGCCUACCCGGACAGGCGGCACCUGGAGGCGCAGUGCCUCAGCUGCGUCUGUUUCGUCAAGGACAGCCCCGAACUCCUGGACUGCGCCGUCUGGGUCAUGGUCAUCAACAUCGUCGCCCUCGACAUGCUCAAGACAAAACUGCCCCCUCCCAUGUCCAAGCGCCAGAGUGCCCCGAACCUGAUGAGCGUGUUCGACCGGCCGCCCAGGCUGCCCGAGGAGGACCCGUACAGCCUGCCAGGAGCCGUGCCACGUCAGCAAGCGCAACCGCCCAGGGAAUCGAAGCCUCCGAAGCUACCGCCGAGGGACUUGCCACGCGUCAGUGUGCCCAGGCCUGACUACGAGGACGUGGAGCCCAUGGUACGACCUCCACCUUCAGCGAACAGGAAAAAGAACGGCGGUUACUACGACGACCCGUACUACUGCGGCUUCCGGGCGCGCGUGCCCAACUUCGCCAAGCGGGGCCAGGAGGACGGCCACCACGCCGUAUCCGGUCCCAUGUCCAGCGCUCCCAUGCCUCGAAGCCACAGCCAGAACUACCUGAGCCUCUUCAACAAGGGACCCGAACGGUCCAUCUACGACUCGGCCUACGGAAGCUGCUCCACCGUCACGCACCACGCACCAUCAGGAGGAGGAGGAGGCUUCAGUGGCGGCAGCGGCGGCUCCAGCGGCGACGACGACUACUCCAAGAUCUACGGUCGCAUCGGCCGGGGAGGACCGAGCGGUCCCUCGUCGGCUGCGUACAACCAGCUGCCCCGCGAAGUGUACGUUGGCGAGUGGGAAUGACAGGCGGCCCGCGACGGGGUCGCCGCCCGUCGUCGAGGCCGCCAGCCUACCGCCCCGCUGUCGCAGCUACAGAACCAGCAGCCCCUGGCGUCGCGACUGCCUCCGCCGCUGCCGCAGCCUCGAAGCUCGAGGUCCCUGCCGAACGGCACCGCGGCACCGCAGCCGCCGCCCGCCUGGAAGCCGCACAAGAAAAGCGCCCUCUACGGCCGCGUCAGGGCCGUCUUCGCCACCAGGAAGCACUGAUUCGAGUCCCCAGCCGCCGAUAACGUGUGCGAGAAGAACCCGCAAGCCGAGUGUGACACGUGAUCUUAAAGCACCCUGUCCUGGUUUAUACUGCUGUUCUUGGAAAUAUACCUCCUGGACAAGGCAAGCGACGACUGCGGAGACACCUAUUUGGGCUCCACGCAGCGCGUCUUAAAGUCCAGCUGUAGAACAUGCCGCAUGAGCAACAGGAAAUGACCCUGGUGCACUUCUAUGCUACAGACCAUCCAGAUGCACCCGUGCGCUUUCGCUUUAGAGGAUGUCACCGUUGUCACUUCAUAAUAACGUGGUGAUGUCAAGGAGGCCAUCUUGCAUGCUCCAGCCCCGUCAACAAUGAAAAACGGCGAGCAUGCAAUCGAAAGAAAAAAAAAAAAGAAAACACUGUCGCGGCUGGACUGCCUUUACAAGUUGAGUUCUCAAGGAAACCACGGGCGCUUAAUUUCGUUCCUCCUAUUGGAAAAGUGAGCCACGAAAUGUCUCACUCGGCUGCGGCUACGUUUGCCAGACCGGAGGGACCACGCACAUAGUCGAAGCUACGCUGUAGGCAUCAGCCAUGAUCAAAAGUGCGACUUCCUCGAAAACGUCCACGUGCACGGUGCAGUGUCGCGGUCUUGUUCAUCGAAGCAGUGCUUCCACGAGAAAUUCGCGAGGUGCGGUUGAACUGCUGCGGGCUUGGCUGCUGUUUUCGGCGUGAAAAUAUGUCUUCAGUCUUGCCAUGCAGCUGUUACGGCGAAGUCACGAGGUUUUUUGGACCAUAUAUGCGCAUACAUGGUCCAGAUGAGCCGAGCAUCGGGUCCGCGGCUCUUUGAGGGACAACGUUUUAUUUUUUUACGCAUUUUUUUUUCCCGUAAUGUGUUGUUUGAUUUUUUUUUUGUUCAGCGUGCUUGUGCUGCGUGCCCGUGCGUGAAUGUGUGUGGCAGGCAGAAUGCGAGAAUGAAGAGUGCCUCAACGUGGAAGGUUGCACCUUCAGCGGAAGAUUAGGAGAAAGACCCACACGUUGAUUCCGAGUGGCCCGUAUGCAGCAACUACCGAGUGACGAAAUGGUGUUCUUGUUUUUUAUUUGUUUAUCUUUUUUUUUCUUUCGAACGUGCGCGUUGAAACUCCUGUGAGACUUGCGACCAGCCUGACUGUACAUUUUUUAGGAACCAAGCAAACACCCCAUUCGUCGUCGCUACUGACUUCCGCGACGUGCGUAGAGCAGUGCGCCUCUGCUUGCGAUGUUUGUUGUGGCCUAUUCCUCUUCCUUUUCUUGCUGUUACAGCAGCACGCAGACGUUCUAGCAGUCAGAAAUGUGGCUGGCGAUCGCUUCCUUUGUUUGUUUACUUGUUUAUUACCUUUUUUUUUUAAUGCUGCAUUGUUAUCCCGAUCGCCUAGCCGUACGCAAGACUAAGCACGCUUGGCGCUUGAACGCGAGCCAGUGCCUCGCACGUCGCUUUUAUUUCAUCGUGGUUAUCGUGUUUUUUUUUUUUCUUUUUAAGCCGUAGAUGCGAGCAUCGUGGGAACCCUGAGGGCUAUUUAAAUCAUGGCGUUCCAUUCGCAAGCUAAACGUUCCAAUUCCGGUGCCUCGAAUGUAAUACAUUGGAAAUGAGCGCGGGCUCUGAGCACUACCAGAACAAUUAAGCAGGCAAAUUUGUGCGUGUCCUUCAAAGAAGCUUGUUAUGGGUACCACUGAUGACAUGGAAGUUUUCCGGCACAGACAACGAAAGGUGCAUCAGCACACCUAGCAGGGCUGGAAACGAGUUAUUACGAUUCGCCUCGAUCGUUGAGCCAAGAAUAGGGUAUCCCCGGUGUUCCCACCUGCAGGUUGUCCCUUUUGCCUUGGUUUGUUCUACGUGCGUACAGUGCUUGUUAUUGUUACCCCGGAGCCCCUGCAUUUGUACCACACUGUAUAGAUAGAUUGCUCAGUGCUUCCGUGUUACCCUUAUUUUCGUUUUUUCUGCUAUACGUAGUGUUGCAAUAUCUAUAUGUCGUACUCUUUCUCGCUCACUAUACCUUUCACCGAAUCCUACUGCACGCAGCUGAACGGAGAGCUAACAGACGAUGCUCUCAUAAAGCCAGCGUUUACCAAGCAAAUGAAAGCAACAACGCUUUCGUUAAGUUCAUGAUAGCAACGCAUACAGUCCGGCUCGUGCAGUGGCGGCUAGGACAGCUGGCAAUGUGCUUUGAAUAGUUGACGACCACGGCAAAGCCCUUCCAGCAACAAUGGUGGCGCCCCUAAAAGCGGCGUCCAGCUGCCGUCAUACAUUUCCAAGAUUUGCUGCGUCAUGCAUCGUCAUCGUACACCCCGCUGCAUGCGCAACCUUUGUCACACAGGCCUAAAACAUUUCUUUUCCGGAAAUUUUCGCCUGCUGAAAGUUUGAUUUUGAGAAAUUCGGAACCACGAGAAAUGAGCGAACGAGUAUGUGUUUACUCGAAUUUAUGCCUGUGUUGGCUUUGACCCAGCCCUCCCCUCUUGUUUUCUUUAUUUUUGUUUCUCGCACCUUCUUGCUUUUUUCGUCAUUCGAAGACAGUGUUACGUGUUGCCAACCUACUGAUGACCUCUAAUUGUUCUCCUUACUUACGUGUCCUGUUGUUGACGACGACGAUGUCUGGUAUAAUGCUAAGUUAAUGACCUGGAAACAGAUGUCUUUCGCUUCGUGCUGUUGUGGAGAGAGCGUGAGAAGUGAGACGUAUGCGUACCGACUGAUGACGCACGCUACUCUCGCCGGAAGAAGGCGCGUCGCGGAAGUUCAAGGAGGAAACAAGAGAUAAACAGAAACUGCCAAGCCUGUUGUUGUAAUUACAAGUUGUUUUGACUAAUUUCUUCGUUAUUUAAUGAACUCGUAUAGCUUGUUUCAUUUUUUUCCCUUCGCGUGAAGUUCAUUGCUAAUAAAAACAAGACUUUCAGACGUUAA